AUGAAGGUGCACUUUAGAAAUGCGGGUGGUGUGCCAACAAUAGACAAGGUCCCAUCGCACUUUCUCAUCAGCGAUAGCUCCAUAUAUCGUACUGCGAAGGAAGAAACUCGAGUGGCCGGGUAUGAUGACCCUCGCGCUGAACUGAUGCGCUAUGUGCCCAUCGAGUAUGGCCAACGCCUUUUUCGCCUGUUCAUGGUACACGUCUUCCCAAGUUUGCCUGUUCUGUCCAGGACGGACCUGGGACUCGGCCCAGAGAACUCGAUACCGGAAAGGAGCAUCCUGGACAAAAUCCCGACACACCUUCUGGCCGCCAUAUAUGCAUCUGCGCUUCCUUUCGCUUCUGAAGAGGAUCACCUCUUAAUGUUCGUUCUAUUCGAGAAACCUUCCGCGUCGGAGCUUUGGCGAAUCGUUUAUCGAUUAAUCAUGGAAGAAAUACAUACCCCAAGGCUAUCUGUAAUGCAGGCUGCCAUAUUGUAUCUCCACAAACCGCAAAAAGAUGACCAAAGCUAUGCGGUGGCAGACACACCUUUCACUUGGUCUUUCAUGGGAUAUGCCGUAGGAUUGGCCCAUUCUCUUGGACUUCAGCUUGAGUGUGGAAUGAUGGGGUUACCGGCAUGGGAAAAGAGGCUGCGAAGGCGACUCUGGUGGGCGUUGUACAUUGAAGAUAAGUUUCUGUCACUGAUGCUGGGGAAACCACCCUAUCUUCGCUCCUCUGAAUGGGAUGUGGUGGAGCUUAGUGAUGAUGACUUUGUAAUAACACCACAGUCUCUCGUCCCGGUACCCAACUUGAAGCUACCGUUUCGCGAUAUGGCUCGCCUCGCAGUCAUUGCUGAAGCAGUGCAGGAGAAGUUGUAUUCUCUGAGGGCUAGUCAAUUGUUGGCCCACGAAAUGGCUUUGUCUGUCGAGACAGCGAGACCCAUCUUUCGGAGUCUGACAAGCUGGCGCGAGUCCCUUCCCUUGGCAUCAGCGACGGGUCAUAUUCUUCACGACACAACCUCGGGCACACCGUCUCCAUAUCCGGCGACAAUAUACAAUGCAUAUCUUAUUCUAGUUGCAUGUGUAUGGAGAGCGAUUCUCCGAACGACGGUCAAGUCGUCUGAGCCAGCGCAGAUUAUCCAUGUCGAGGACCCGGCAGACGCCACUGUGGCAUUCCUCAACGAUCUUCGAUGGGAGUUCCACCAUCUCCCUGAAAUGGACUUUCGACUGGAUCACGGACAUAGAGAAAACGGCACGAUGGUGGGUGAGUUGUACGAGGCAUCAUUAGGUUGCGCAGACACUUUGGUCGAUUUUGUGUCAAAUCUUGCCGCGCCUUCCUUUGGUGAAUUUUGGCACUCAUGGUCACGCAUAGGUUUUGCUUUGAUGUCCAACUUUCUCAUGUUGCUCUUGGUGCAAGCGCCCGACUUUGGGAAAGCUGUGGAGGCUAACCGUCUAUUAAUGAAAUGGAAGCAAGUUUUGGACCAUCAGCACCGCGCUUUCCCUCCAUUUCUGUUGGCAAAAGCCCGGCUGGGGUCAUAUUUCUAUGUUGGGCUGGAGGAGACCUUUUAUCUUCCACCGCAUGUACAGCAGGCCCUGCAGCAAGGCUGA
Molecule: messenger RNA, 1584 nt
Organism: Clonostachys byssicola
Lineage: Eukaryota; Fungi; Ascomycota; Sordariomycetes; Hypocreales; Bionectriaceae
Source: the annotation of a GenBank genome assembly